GAGGGGACCUCGCGAGGGUACUUCCUACUGGCAGAUUUUCUUUUUUCUUUUACUAUAUAUAUAGUAAACAUAUUUUUAGGAAAAAAAACUAUGACUAUAUCCAGGCAAUGAUUUAACCCUUUCUAUCAACCAAUCAGAUCAUAUGUUUAUAGAAGAAUAUAUUGAAGAUGAUGAUGAACCACCUCUGCUGCUCAGCUCCUUUACUUUUUAUCCUGCUGGGGCUAUGGGGGGCGCUGGCAGCACAGUGUGGCGAGGGCGAGGGCUGUGUGUGUCAGCAGUGUCCAGCAGGACAACAGCCCACCAAGGCUUGUGGGGAGGUUGAGGGGGCCGAGGUGGUGGGGUGCCAAGCCUGCCCGGCGGGUACCUUCUCCAACACCCACGAUGCCAAUCAGUGUCGCCCCCACAGCUCCUGUCAGCUCCUUCACCGCAAGGUAGUGGCUCUGGACACCCCAGCCACGGACGCGGUGUGUGGAAGCUGCCUGCCUGGGUUCCACCCAGCCGCGGCACAGAGGGCCUCCUCCAUGUAUGCCUGUGUGAGGAAGUCCGCGGAGCGGCUGGUGCGGGUGCCACGGACGGUGGGCAAGAGCUCCCCGCGGGGCUCGGGCAUGGCGGUGGCCAACGCCACCAACGUGCGCGGCGGCCCGGAGGAGAAGAGCACGGAGUACGCCGUGUUCGCCCUGGUGCCCAUCUUCUGCAUCAUGGGCCUGCUGGGCAUCCUCAUCUGCAACCUCCUGAAGAAGAAGGGCUACCGCUGCACCGCCGACAAGGAGGCCGGCAGCGAGGAGACGGCCACGCCCCAGAAGGAAGGUAACCCCUGCCCGUAUAUUGUGGACGACCCUAACGAAGACACCAUCAGUGUGCUGGUCCGCCUCAUCACGGAGAAGAAAGAAAAUGCUGCUGCCUUGGAGGAGCUUCUGCUGGAGUAUGAGAGCAAGCAGAUGGCUGUCAACAAGGCCUCAUCCAUCAAGUUCCCCGGCCUUCCUAAUCUAGCUCAGUUUCACUCGCUCCCGCGGCUGUGCACCCACCAGCACCUGCACACCAUCAACGGGCUGGCGCCGCGCUCGGGGGCCUGCUGCUCGCGCUGCAGCCAGAAGAAGUGGCCCGAGCUGCUGCUGCCGCCGCACAUCGACACGCACAAGACCUCCAGCCCCCCCGCCCGCACCCCGCUGCCCAGGGAGCUCACCAUCCUCUCCGUGGGCAGGUUCCAGGUGGCUCAGAUCCCGGAGCAGAAGGGCGUCGCUAUGGACACGACCCCGGUGGAGUCCAGUGACACGGACUCGGUGGACACGUCUCACACGGAGCCGGCGGACGAGAAGUCCCUGCUGGGCCUGUCCUCUGCCUCUAUGUCUUCCAGAAGCAGACAGGAGGAGCCGAGGCUGAUCAUUAGGCUCGGGGAGAGCAGCCUGGCCAUGUGACAGAUCCAUGUGUAAAGUGACAAGUACACAAACUGGAUGAAGAUAACGACAUCAUCAGCAGACGCCAGAGGAUGAACAGAGCUCGGGUCAGACUGCCUUUGAAGAAGGGAGGGGAUUGAGAUUGACCCCCAUGGGGAUUCAGUCUGGAGAGCUGUGUAUUUAUUACCUUAACAUAUUUGCUAUCCUAUCUUGGUUUUUAAAAAGCAAUACAACUCUGUUUUUAGAAGCAGACAAGGUAGAGGGAAAGAAAGUAUUUUUCGUCUGUAUAACUGUGCUUCCAUAUGACUCACCUUAGCUGGUUGAAGUCAAGCCAUGCAGUGCACAUCAACAUUAUGAGGGCAUGAUGUACAAACUAACAGUGGCACACACACACACACACACACACACACUGGUACAUAUCACUGACCAACAUAUCACUGCAUUACAGUACACUACAACUCAAUGUUACAUUGAGAGCAUGAACACAAUGAAGGCCUACAGUAUGCUCCUCAAAGGAUUGUUAACACCAAGUAUUACUGGAGAGACCCAAACAAGGACAUGGGCGGAAUCUUUAGUUAUCUUGUACAAUAAUUUGGAGAACAAGUCGUGUAGCUGAGUACAGAGAUCCCUCUGAUACCACCAGAACACAAUCCUGAUCUUCUACUUCUAGGUUUCUUCUCACAACAUGAUGCCCAUACAGACACGAACAAGCCAACAUUUACUGUCAUAGAUGCAAUUUAGAUUCUAGCUUUUAACUCUUUGGAAUGGCUUUCAGUGCUAGAAGGCUGCUUGUUAUUUGUUUUUCAGUUUUGCAUCAGAAUGACUGAUUUUGAUGCCAAAGCACUUCUUUGAAUGAUUGUAUAUAUGUAUAUGAGGGUGCAAAUGGAGGGGGUAAUUUUAUACAUUUUCACCAGCGCGAAGUGUGGUAGAGAACGGAAGCUAACAGGGUGACUUCAGCGUGGCAUUACUUUUGCUGUGCCUCUUUUCUCAUUCAGUUCGAUUCAUUCACAUUUCCAUAGGAAUGGAAUGCACUUGUAUCCUUAGCUUUGUUCUGAAGGCCCGGACUUCCUUUAUCCUGGAAGUGUUCUCUCACACACGCCCCUUCUACGCUAUGAGAACACUUCCUCCUUUCCCAAAUGGACUGAGUCAGAUGCCAUUUCCCCCCUCCCGUUUGCUCAGGGUUCUUUGUGGUCGCCUGUGUUCUUCCCUGAAACUCACAGUCUCUCUCCUUAAGCAAGACACUACCACAUUCCCACUCUGAAAUGUUUGAGAAGUAUUAAAAAAAACAUUCGGCAGAUGGUUACGAUCCCAGUCCUACAGCUGCUACACGCUACUCAUCUGAGCUAGUAGGUGAGUGACACUGUGACACUGCUCUUGCUGGGAAUGUCUCGAACAUCACAUUGAGGAUGUGUGUGUGAAGUCUCACACUUCACCUCCUGAUUUCUGUUUUCCGCCCCAACCCUGCGGUCUGCGGCUUCAGUUUUGUUUUAUCAGGCGACCCAUAGGUGGCCUAAUCUGACAGGUGCUUCACAAAGCUGGAGUUUGUUCCUCACAAACAUUCUUUCUCCUCAAACAGUAAUCAGGGGUUGGAACAACAUGAGAAAUAGAUUAAGGGGAAAGAAAAGACACAUCUGCGACACUGUGGUCGUACAGGAGUCUGUCACCAAAAACCUACCUCCUUUCAAACAAUUAGGCGUAGGAGUGAUAUCUGAGACACAUACGUUUUCUUUUUGUCAUUUCUGCAUGACGCGGAGCAUCCUCACAGAAUGGGGAGCCUCGGCAGUGUGAGCUUGAUCUGGGCGUUCCUCUAUCUGAGGAGAACAGUUAGCCAUGUCAGCUUCACAAAGACCGUCAGUUAAAGAUGCAAAAGGGAUUGCACAGUACUCUAUGCUCUCCAAAUACGCAGAGACACUCAGCAUCACACAUACAGCAAAGGGGCACAACCAUUUCCAUGGAGAUCUCACUUUAUUCCUGGUACAUUUUAGGGGUGUGUUCACCUUGAAAGCAUACAAUCAUUGCUGAAACAUCAAAUGUGAAAAUCAUGACUUUGAUAGGGUUUGUGUUAAGUGAAUUUUAAUGGUAUUUGACUUUGCUCAAAUGAAGACUGACCAUUUCAUUUCAUUCCUCUCAAUAAUGUUUAAGUAUUUUUAUUAGUAUUAUUAUUUAAACUGAGAAGGAGAUAGUGGGAGAAAUGGCUACGUUAGUGUAGCUUUUGUUUUGUUAUUAACGUUUACAAGCACAUUUUAUAGGGUGGAAUUUUGUAUUUUGUAUUUUCUGUU
Sardina pilchardus (European sardine) is the source of this 3673-nucleotide messenger RNA. It is a transcript of the gene relt, whose product is annotated as RELT TNF receptor. The transcript is spliced from 12 exons. Gene Ontology annotation, biological process: apoptotic process. The record is from RefSeq and is a predicted model, not a curated record. NCBI's taxonomy places the organism in Eukaryota, Metazoa, Chordata, Actinopteri, Clupeiformes, Clupeidae. Bases 168 to 1415 code for a protein of 415 amino acids.